GUCCCCGUUCGGCCAUCUUAGUUGUUGUGGUUGGUGUGCUUAGCAUGAAGUUAAAAUGCAACAAAAUCUACUCUUUCUUUAUAUAGCUAAAUAAAAACAUUAAGGAUUUAUAUCGAUUACGAUAAUUACGGUAAUGGAUGGAUAGUGCCUUCAAUUCGAAUGUCGUCGAUUAAUCAAGAUUUCUACAAUGUGAAUGUGGAUUUUCAAAUUUGUAUGAUGCAAUUGAUCACAUUUGAAUGCUAAUUUAAUCACUUGAGAAGAAACUGCCAAAAUAUUUUAAAUUAAUAGAAUAUUUUUAAAUAUUAAGUAUUUCGCCAAAUAUCCAAACAUCAGAAGUAUGAUAACAGUAUGGCAGAAACUAUUUAUGAUUAUGCAUUUUUUUGAAAAUGUUCAUAUCUGUGCUAUAUCUGAAGCAAGAAAAGUACCUGCAAAUCGUAUAUUAUGAUGCCACAUUUUGAUUUUGACAGAAGAUUCAUAUUAAAGCUGAAAUUUUGCAAUGCUCUCUGGCUAAUGCAACAUGGCACUCUAUGGGAUGUGGAUCAUAGUAUGGAAACUACUGAUUUAGUUUUCUAGUUUGAGAUGCAGAUUAGUAUUUAUGAAUGUUUAAUAUUAUCAACAUGCUCCUUCUUUGUAUUUUAAAGCAACAAUUUGAAAAUGGAAAAGAAGACAAAAAAUGAUAUAUAGUCACAUUUUGAAAAAUAUAAUAUACAUUUCUUUUAAUUGGCUGUAUGUGCAAUAUGCUUUAUGGAUGAAUGUUUUAAAACAAAAUGAAAAAUAUAAAAUAGCUCGUGUUUUGAAGUUGCAACCCGAAUGUGGCCCACCCGUGCCAAAAGGUUGCCGAUCCCUGAUCAAAUUAAACGAGUUGGAGAAAGCUUUGAUAUGAAUUGUGAAGGAAAAAAUAGUAUAUGACCAGUUUGUAUCAAUGAUGUUUGAGGGGAAACAUAUUCAUUUUUCUCCAGUGGAUAAUAAGCCCCUCUGUUCAUACAGUGUAAAGUUGUGUAAACAACGUCGAUUAAAUGGAUAUGCAUUUUGCAUUCGACAUAUUUUGGAAGAUAAAUCUGCUCCCUUUAAACAGUGUGCUCAUGUUGCUCGUUACAAUAAUCAAAAAUGCACAAAUCCAAUUCCAUCUAAUGAAGAUAGAGAGUUCUGCAAUAGUCACAUGCAAGUUGCUGGAAUGCUUCCAAAAAAGGAGCGUAAAAACAAAAAAGAGAAAGAAAGAGAUUUAUUUAUACCUUCAGAUGGGAGGUUAAAAUUUGCUGAUAAGUUAAGAGCUCUUUUAAAGAAAGAAAAUAGCAUUACAAAUACUGAAGAAACUUUCAAUGAUGAUCCGUAUGCAUUUCCUGAUCCUGUUACUGAAAAUGGUAAUAAUAAUGGUGGAACAGGAUUAUCAGUGGCUCGAACACCUUGGAAUUGUACACAAAAGAUUUUGGAUAGUGCAAAUUCAGAAAAUAUAAUAAAAAAUGAAGUAACUCAGUCUAAGAACAAUGUUUCAGCUGAAUGCAGAUCGAAAUCUCAUACACCUAAAUUAUCAAAAACAAUGAAUAGAUUACAGGCUAAAAUUGCAGAAAAUAAACUGCUUGAUAAAUUGAAAAAAUCUCAGGAGUCUAGUCAUCAGAACAAUACUGUAGCAACAGUGGGAGGUAAUUCAAUAAAUAUUAAGUCUGAACCUCUAUCACCAGCAGCAGCUUUCACUGUACAAAGUAGUAGUCCAAAAACAAACCCUGUUUGUGGAAGGAAUAAACUAUUAAAUAAAUUACUUGGUAAUAGUAAAAGUAACUGUUCUACAAAUACAAGUAAUUCAGAUCUUCACAGUGUAAUUCCAGUAGAUAAUGCAUCAGACACAUCAAAUAUAAGUUUUUUAUUGUCAUCAGCAAUGCACAAAACAUCAAACUUAAAAUCUCAGGUCACAUCAAACCAUCAAAUAUCUAAAUUUGUAACUUCAGAUAGGUGUUCAAAUAAUUCUAAUUCAAUAACUGGAAUGGUUAUGGUGAAACCACGAAAAAGCAAGGUCACAGAAAUUACUUCCAUUAAAGUUCCUCCAGUUCUUCAAAGAAUAGAAGAGUUUUGGCAAAGUGAAAAGAAAUGUUGUAAAGACUUAUAUCCUUUAGGUAAAUAUUAUUUUAACUAUUUAUUAUUUCUAUUUAUACUAUUAUUAGUUAUGUAAAUUCAAUGCAAACAA
Molecule: messenger RNA, 2179 nt
Organism: Centruroides sculpturatus (bark scorpion)
Lineage: Eukaryota; Metazoa; Arthropoda; Arachnida; Scorpiones; Buthidae
Exons: 7
Coding region: 923-2164 (413 amino acids)
Cellular component (GO): nucleus
Source: RefSeq, a predicted model, not a curated record